Messenger RNA from Ipomoea triloba (trilobed morning glory), 2718 nucleotides. RefSeq names its product receptor-like protein 9DC3. The coding region runs from base 43 to 2400 and encodes 785 amino acids. The transcript has a single exon. Gene Ontology annotation, molecular function: protein binding. NCBI's taxonomy places the organism in Eukaryota, Viridiplantae, Streptophyta, Magnoliopsida, Solanales, Convolvulaceae. The record is from RefSeq and is a predicted model, not a curated record.
ACAACAAAGCUAGAAAUUCAAUAAACGUAGUGAUUAGAUUUGAUGGCCAUUUCUCAAAUAAUAUUGCUAUGUUUUGUUAUUCAUAUUCUUCUUCUCUUUUCACUUUCUUUGGAGACUUCAACAUCACAAAGAAGAGAGGGAAGAGCUCUUGUGAAGUGGAAGAACACCUUAGGAUCCGAUUCUGAUGAUGUUCUUCGUUCAUGGUCCAUUGCUAAUCUCGACAACAUUUGCACGAAUUGGACUGGCAUCGGUUGCAACUAUGAUGGAGCAGUUUACAAGAUAGAAUUGGAUAGUUUUGGCCUCUCAGGUACACUUGAAAGCCUUGAUUUCAAUUGCUUUCCAAAUCUUACCCAUUUUAACCUCCACGAUAACAGCUUCAGUGGAUCAAUUCCAAAUGCUAUUGUUAAUCUUACCCAUCUUGUUUUCUUGGACCUCGGAGAAAACUAUCUGGUUGGUACUAUUCCCAUCCAAAUAAGCCACCUUCACCACCUCACUUCCCUCUACUUAAAUGGCAAUUAUUUCACAGGCCCAAUCCUGGAAUCACUAUUUUCCAAUCACACCAAUUUCAAAAGUGAAGCUAACCUUUCCCAGCUAGUUUUCUUGGAUCUGAGUUGGAACCUUUUUGAAGGUUUUAUACCAGCAGGGAUUGGAAGAUUAACAAAGCUCCAGUUGUUGAACCUUGGAGUUAAUUAUUUUGAUGGUAUUAUUCCCUCCCAAAUAAGCCAACUUCACCACUUGACUUCCCUCUCCUUAGAUAAAAAUUCUUUCAUCGAAGGCCGAUUUCCAGAAGAACUAUUCUCCAACAUGACCAAGCUUCAAACCUUCAGUUGUGGGUGGAAUCUAUUCCAUGGACCAUUUCCAACAAGUUUGAUCAAGCUAUCCAAGCUUACACUUCUUGACCUAAGUGAAAACUAUUUCUAUGGUUCAAUCCCUCCCACAAUUGGAAAUCUAACCUUACUUGAAGCCUUUUCUGUGUUAGGCACUCUAUUGCAUGGGAAUAUUCCUACAACGCUUUGCACUCUUCACUCCCUCGAGGGGCUUGAUUUAUCUGAAAGUUCUUUCAGUGGUGUAAUUCCUCAAUGUCUGGAAAAUUUGACCUUACUAAGAUACCUUUAUCUGGAUUUCAACAUGUUACAUGGAAAUAUUCCAGAAACCUUAUGCAAUCUUCAAAACUCUCUUGAAUUACUAUUUUUAUCCAACAACAGUUUGGGAGGUGCUAUUCCACAAUGCUUGGGAGAAAUGAAAUUUUUGUCAACUUUAGAUGUUUCUAAAAACCAUCUUAGUGGCAUGAUAACUCCACCAACCCUUAACUUGUGCGGUUUGAGUUCCCUGAGAAUUCUUGAUCUAUCAGAUAACAAUUUACACGGCCCGCUACCUUUAUGUUUAGAGAACUUUAGCAAGCAACUUAUAUUUAUAAAUUUAGCUAGAAAUCAAUUUCAGGGAACUAUUCCAGGAGCAUGUACAAAGAGAACCAACUUGUCCUAUUUCAAUUUGAAUGGCAAUCAUUUGGAAGGCAUAUUUCCCCUAGGCUUGGUAAAUUGUACCUCUCUCCAAGUUUUGGAUCUUGGAAACAACAAUUUAAGUGAUUCAUUCCCUCAUUGGUUAGAUACACUUUCUGAUUUACGUGUUCUUGUGCUGAGAUCUAAUCAACUUUUUGGUGAAAUAUAUCCUUCCAACACUACAUUUCCAUUCCCAAAGUUGCAUAUAUUUGAUAUCUCACACAAUAAAUUCACUGGUCCUUUGCCAAGACAUUAUGUGGAGAACCUAGGUGCCAUGCAACAUGGGAAUGACAGUGAAAUAUUGGAUUACUAUGACCGUUCAAUAAGCUUAGUGUGGAAAGGGGAAGAGCGCCAGGUGUUGCAUUAUAAUAUUUCCACACACCUUGAUUUAUCCAACAACUUCUUCCACGGUGAGAUUCCAAAAUCAUUAGGAAGGCUUCAUCUUAUCAGGUUUCUCAAUCUAUCACACAACCAGCUUACAGGUGAUAUUCCAUCGUCACUGGGUAAUUUGACCAUUCUUGAGGUUUUAGAUCUGUCAUCGAACCAGCUAGUGGGUGAGAUUCCUAGACAGCUUUCAGAGUCAUUGACAUUUCUUGCUGUACUCAAUCUUUCUUAUAAUUAUCUUUCUGGUCCUAUACCUCGUGGCACACAAUUUGACACAUUUAGCAACAAUUCCUAUUUGGGAAAUAUAGCUUUGUGUGGUUUCCCCCUAACUUUACAAUGCAAAAACAAAGGUGAAGGGCAAGUGCCGAAUGCGGAGGAUUCACAGCAUUUUGGGAUUGGCUGGCGAAGUGUUGUUGUUGGAUACUUUUGUGGAAUACCCUUUGGUAUUGUUAUAGGACAUCUCAUAUUUAAGUAUGGAAAACCUCGAAGGCUUGUAAAGUUAAUACUUGGAGACUGAAUGUGGAAGUACAAUAAUCAAGAAAGAUCAGUUAGUAGCUGCGAGCUUCAUCCAGAGCACACUGAUCAUGGUUGCAGACUUUCUUGUAUAUUAAAAGAAGGAUUAUAAUUUAGCAAUAUAGUUUCUCUUAUUUUAUGGUUGUAGUUUUUGUUGUGUUUAACUACUGUACUGUUGUCAGUAGUACUCAAAAAAAAAAAAAAAACUACUGUACUGUUGUCAUAUUGUUGUGUGAUUGUAGUGCGUGUACUAUGGUGUUUGGUUUGUAAUUCUUGUCAAUUUGCUUUAACUCUUAUGCGUAAAGAAGCAUAUAAAAGUUAC